Molecule: messenger RNA, 3766 nt
Organism: Ornithodoros turicata
Lineage: Eukaryota; Metazoa; Arthropoda; Arachnida; Ixodida; Argasidae
Product: probable phosphorylase b kinase regulatory subunit alpha
Exons: 1
Coding region: 149-3628 (1159 amino acids)
Biological process (GO): glycogen metabolic process
Cellular component (GO): phosphorylase kinase complex
Molecular function (GO): calmodulin binding
Source: RefSeq, a predicted model, not a curated record
AUUGUUGUGUCGCAAUAUUAGAAGACCUUUUUCUCGAUAUUUUAUUCAGCACGUGAGUUCAAAAUGCUUGGUUCAGUGUUGGUUGUAUUUGACUCCCACCGCUUUGUUGGCUAAGUUUGAACUGUGUCUCUCAAGCACCGUGACGAACAUGAGGAGCAGAAGUAAUUCUAGUGUGAGGCUCGACUAUUAUCAGCGGCUGAUAUGUAAAACCAUUCUGAACUUUCAAGACCCUGUCACCGGCAUGAUCCCGAGUCAGAAGUACGACAAUCAUGCGUGGGUUCGAGAUAACGUCUACAGCAUUUUGUCUGUCUGGGCUCUUUCAAUGGCAUACAAGAAAAAUGCUGAACUCGAUGAAGACCGGGCUAAGACAUACGAGUUGGAACAAAGUUGUGUAAAGCUAAUGCGGGGUCUGCUCAUUGCGAUGAUGAAACAGAAGGAUAAAAUAGAGAAAUUUAAAGAAAGCCCCAGCCCGAGCGACUGUUUGCAUGCAAAGUACAACUCUGUAACAGGAGACAUCUGCGUUGGAGACAACGAGUGGGGCCAUCUGCAGAUCGAUGCCACAUCUUUAUAUUUAUUAGUUCUUGCGCAGAUGACAGCGUCUGGAAUACAGAUAGUCUUCAACCUGGACGAAGUAGCAUUCGUUCAGAAUCUAGUGUUUUAUAUAGAAUCUGCAUAUUGCAUCCCGGACUAUGGCAUUUGGGAACGUGGUGACAAAACCAACCAUGGGUUACCUGAACUAAAUGGAAGCUCCAUCGGAGCAGCAAAAGCUGCACUCGAAGCUAUGAAUGAACUGGACCUAUUUGGAGGCAGAGGAGGGCCAUCAUCUGUUAUUCAUGUACUUGCAGAUGAAGCACAGAAAUGUGAUGCAGUCUUGCAUUCAAUGCUCCCUCGAGAGUCAAAUUCUAAAGAAGUCGAUGCUGCUUUGAUGACUGUCAUAGGGUUCCCAGCGUUUGCUGUCACGGAUCCUGACCUUAUCGAACUUACAAGGUCAACUAUUGUUGAGAAGCUGCAGGGACAGUAUGGGUGCAAGCGUUUUCUAAGGGAUGGUUACAAAACAGCAAAAGAAGACUCAAAUAGGCUGUAUUAUGAACCAUGGGAGUUGCAAGUUUUUGAAAACAUUGAGUGUGAAUGGCCAAUCUUCUUUUGUUAUAUGGUGAUUGAUGCUUGCUUUCGUGGUGAUCGUAAUACUGUUGACGAGUAUAUGGAGAUGCUUGAUAGGAUUGUUAUUAAGACAGACGAAGGGUUGAAGUAUGUGCCGGAGAUGUACGCCGUACCAGAUGACAAAGUGGAGCUGGAGUAUGAAUCACCACACAGUCAAGUGCGUGUACCAAUUGGACAGAUACCAUUUAUGUGGGCUCAGUCUCUCUAUGUGAUAGGCAAACUACUGCAUGACGGAUUAAUUGCACCCGGUGAGCUUGAUCCUCUGAAUAGGCGUCUGGGCUCGCAGAAGAAGCCAGAUGUUGUAGUCCAAGUUGUGUUGCUGGCUGAAGACAGUGAUGUGCAGGAAAAAUUGAUGAGUUUGUCCACAGAAAUUCAAACUAUUGCUGAAGUUUCACCGAUAGAAGUGCAACCUGCAAGAGUAUUGGGCAACAUCUAUUCCUACCUUGGAUACAGCAAGAAGAUGGGUCUGUCUGGUCGUUUCUCAAAGGACGUUGGACUUCUUAGUACCAGCAAACUGUACACUCUUCAAGAUCGAAUUUUUGCAUUCACACCACAGAACUUAGACAGUGAGGAGUUUCAUCUAGUCAAUGACAUUGACCUCUUUGCAAGUACCCUGCGAUCAGACGUUGCAGUGCUCAGGUCCAACUGGAACAUGCUCGGACGUCCUACCAUGGUUGUGAUUAUUCAUGCGAAGCAACUAGAAAUGGGUAAGGUGCCCAUGGCAUUAAAGACUGCAAUAAAAAAACUCAAGAGUGGCUACAUUCAUGGCACUAGAGUCACCUUGGGUACAUUGAAUGACUUCUUGAGUACGUCUUGCGUUGCAAGCUUGAGCUUCCUCAACAAUCAGGAAGAGGGGGAUCCGGACAGCCUGCAUGCACAAGUGAGGGACUAUCUCGACAAAGAAAUGAGAAGAGCCUACCUUAACAGGCCAGGAGCGCUUUCCAAGAUGGUUCCACUAAAGUCGGGGCUGCCCAGCAGUCGUUCCCGUAAAUCAGGCAUUGCAGGGAUGAUCCGUAGGUCUCGAUCGUUUCAGCUGGACAGCACCGAUCACGAUAGCCCGUAUCUCAGCGCCAACGUCUCUGCUGUUACAUCGCGGAGAAAUUCCUCCUCAGACGACGAGUUUGAUGGAGCUCCCAUACGUGCUGUAUCCGAGCUACAACUGGAUCAUGUUACAGAGUGGGAGUUACUGACCACAUUCAAGGAGACGGAGUCAUUGGAAGAGCAAGGUGACAUCCUACAUUAUUUAGCAACACACAAGGGGCUCACGUGGGACACUGGCUUGGGGCAACCACAUUCCAUUGUGACAGUGAAAGAUCUCUUUCAGGACUUCUAUGAGAGGGCAUGCCAGGAGAAGAAGUGGGGAUUGGUUCGACACUUUGCUGGAUCUCUCGGCAAGAGAGUGGAAGACCUGGCAAAAUCCAUGACCGAUCUCUUGGUCAGGCAGAAGCAGGUAACCGUUGGCAUGCCUCCGCAGAACGAGUACACCAUUACUCGACCCCUUUCUACAAAAGAGCUGCGGACCAUAAUCAACCGGGCCCACAGGGGUGACCAGAGCACAGCCAUGCUCACCCAGGAAAUAGUUGUUUAUCUUGGAAUGUUCAUCCACACAGAGCCCGAGCUUUUUCAUGAAAUGCUACGCCUUCGUGUAGGAUUGAUCAUACAAGUCAUGGCUUCUGAACUGGCACGCUCAAUUCAAUGUCCAGCGGAAGAUGCCACCGAUAUUCUGCUCGGACUCAGUCCAUUCGAGAUGAAGACUCUCCUCCGCAACAUUCUGAGUGGGCAAGAAUUCACCGUGAAAAAUAUGGAGUCUGGGAUUGUCUCGGUUUCAUCGAGUUUCGUGAGUAAAAGGAGUGCAGCCGAUACCUUCCUCAAAAGCGAAUCGGAGGACGAGGACACUUUGGUAACCGUUGAGAAGCAAGGGCAGUGGAUACGUAGGCGACGGCUAGAUGGUGCUCUCAACAGAGUGCCCAUGGGCUUUUACCCACGUGUUUGGUCAAUCCUUGAGCGUUGCCAGGGGCUUUCGAUAGAGGGGCGUACACUCUUGCAGACGCUAACCAAAGAAAUGACACCUGGGGAGCUAAAGUUUGCCCUCCAGGUGGAGCAAGUCCUUAAUUGCAUUCCUGAACCGGAGUACCGUCAACUCAUUGUGGAGGCCAUCAUGGUUCUGAGUCUGGCCGUGGAACACGAUGCUGUCUCUACAUUUGGGGGCUUCAUGAACAUUGAGAGCCUCGUACAAAUGGCAAACACCCUAUUCUUAGAAGAUCAAAAGGAGCUGUGUGGGAAUGCGACACUCUGCUGUGCGGCCACAAAAGCGACAGUCCCGUGCAGGCCUACGGCCAACAUUUGCCAACAUUUCUAUGAUAGUGCACCGAGUGGAUGUUAUGGAACCAUGACUUACCUGGUUCGUGCUGUUGCAAGUUCUCUGCAUGACAUUCCACAACAUGAACUGGACUGUACUAUGUCAUGAUCUAACUUUUUUAGUUUGCUCAAUGUGAUAGGUAUGUUCAAAUUACUCGAGAUGUCGUCAGAGCUGUACGUGUCUGCAUUCAACUUGGUAAAGAUAAAGCAUGCAGUCCUAACACGGCCUUAAGCCCGUAAUGAGGUG